AUGUACGAGGCGCUUCCAGCCACACCGAUGCGUCGCCAGCUUGGCACGUCCACCGAUGACGCUGCCAUCUUCCUCGAAGACACGGUUGAUCGGGUGACGGCGCAGUGCAUUGACGCCUCACCAUCUGCCUUGGCGCUGCUGUCACCUCAGCACAUGCCAACUAGCAGCGCCGCCCACGUCGACGUCACCGAGUACGACGCGAACUACCUUGGCCCUCUCUCGACUUCCCACCGGAAGAGCACCGGUGGAAGCAGCAGUGGCAGCAAAGGUCGCCCGAGCCACCAUCACCACCGUGCGCUGCACGACGUCACGAACACAUCCGCCACGAAGAUGGGCUUCAGCGCAGCAUCCGGUAGCAAAUCUCCUACCCCCAAGGCGGUACGGGGGAGCACAUCGCACGCCACGCACCCGCAGAGUGUCUCGUCCAGCACCUCGCUCACCCGCAGCGCGUACGGUCGCAGCCCGUCCGCCUCUGAGCCGAUGGUGCCGCUCGCCGACUAUGAGGCACUGCAGCGGGAGCGGAACCGGUACGAGAAGAUGUACGAACACCAGCGCGCGCUCUACGAGGAUAUGGCUGAGAAACACGCGGAUGCGUACCAGGCGCUGCAGGACAAGAUCAUCGAGGUUGUCGCCCUCUCCACACGCAACGAGGAGGGCAAGCGCUUCAUUCGGCAGCUAAAGCGGGAGAUGUCCGAGAGCCGCACCCGUGUGAUGGACAUGCAGAACAGGGCACUGGAGGAGGCAAAGUUGGAGCGAUCCGCAAAGAUGCGGUACGAGGCGCUCAUUCAGGAGCACGAACGCAAGUACGAACGGCUGGUGGAGCGGCAUGAGAUGAAGCUGGCGGGGAUGGAGAGCCUCGUGAGGGAUUUGACAUCCCUGCGCGGGGAGCGAGACAACAUCCACGUCUCGCAGUUGGACUCCUUGCUGAAGGCCGCCUACUCGAAAAGCACAGCCCUCUUCAGCGACCUGCUCCGCCAAGGCAAGCAGAUUGAUCUUCUCUACGAAGCCAAAGCCGCGCUUGAGGCGCAGGUAGAGCAGCAGCGCAAGGAGAAGCGGGAGGUUGAGGCAACACUGCGAGAGGAGCGGCGCCAUAUGGCCACCGAGAUGGAGCGUAUGAUCGAGCAGAUUGAGGAGCAGCAGCAGUCAAUUCUGAAUCUGCGUCAGAUGCUUAUUCGAACCAUGGACAACCGCGACAAUCUCUUCGCCUAUAGCCGAGGUCCGCGUCAUCCCCAAAGUGACGAGGACCAUGAUGGCAGCGAUGACAGAAGCCACAGCAGCAACAGCAGUCUCACGUCCUCGCCACCGAUAUCACCGAUUGUCGACAGGGGCGUGACCGCGGAGGUUACGGAGGAUGAAAGCGAAGACACCGAAGGCGACGGCGUAUACGCGGUGCCUGCGCGAAAGGAGGGAAAGGAAAAAGGCGCCGAUGUGGAGCGCAGCCCGGUACGCGUGUGCGGAGCCACGACAACAACCGGGCCCAUCACCCCCGCCUCCACCGUCUCCACGAACUUACUCUCGAGCAACAGCGUCGUCGCACCUCGGCGCACGGCGACUGUCGUGAACAAAUCAUCGGCUACCCUCUCGAAGGCGAGAGUCACAGUGGUGGUGCCACCACUCCCGUUGACAUCACGGGAUAGCUCGUUGUCGUUUCGGCAAGGUUCUUGCCGGUAUCAGCGCAGCAAGAGCGACGCUGAUGAACACACCACGGUGAGGGUGGCGGACGACGACCACCGCCUACGCCAGCGAAGCUCCAGUGAUGAGGGUAGCGCCGCCAAUCCCAGGCUAGCGGACGCCUCGCUGUGCACAGCAUCUACUGUCUCGUCGGUGGCGUCGCGACGGCGGCUGGACUUCACCACUGCGCUGGCUGUUGUUGCAGAGAAGCGCCGUCGCGACCGGGCCAACCGGGAGGAGAUUACUCUCAAGCACGAAUUGGAUAAGGAGAACAGCAAGCCGACUGUGCCGCAUCGCGUCAUUGUCCGCUCCUGCGGAGUAGAAAACAUAACGACAGCGCGCAAGACAGUGUUAGCAGAGCACGAUGGCGACAACAGUGGAACACAGCGGGGCGAGGAUGAGGAGGCGGAGCCGCGGUUGUUCCCAUUCAACGUGCUGCGGCCUCGCGAGUGA
Leishmania braziliensis MHOM/BR/75/M2904 is the source of this 2124-nucleotide messenger RNA. RefSeq lists its product as hypothetical. The coding region runs from base 1 to 2124 and encodes 707 amino acids. The record is from RefSeq and is a predicted model, not a curated record. NCBI's taxonomy places the organism in Eukaryota, Euglenozoa, Kinetoplastea, Trypanosomatida, Trypanosomatidae. The transcript has a single exon.